Puccinia graminis f. sp. tritici CRL 75-36-700-3 is the source of this 358-nucleotide messenger RNA. Its product is annotated as cytochrome c oxidase subunit VIb. Gene Ontology annotation, cellular component: mitochondrion; respiratory chain complex IV. The transcript has 6 exons. NCBI's taxonomy places the organism in Eukaryota, Fungi, Basidiomycota, Pucciniomycetes, Pucciniales, Pucciniaceae. The record is from RefSeq and is a predicted model, not a curated record. Bases 74 to 358 code for a protein of 94 amino acids.
AAGAAGCAUCCUCCAACCAGAACGUGGGUCCACAAACUCCUGCGCAAUACUCAAUCCAGCUCAAUCAGUACAGAUGGAAACUGAGCAGCUUUCUUUACAGGCCGAGGUUGAAGAGGUGAAGCAGACGUUCAUCUUACAAACUGCAGGUUUCGAUGCCCGAUUCCCUAAUACGAAUCAAACAAAACAUUGUUGGCAAGCUUAUGUUGAUUAUCACAAGUGCAAAAACCUCCAUGGGCCCGAGCACGAAGCUUCUCGCCAUUUCUACCGUACCUACAACUCUUUAUGUCCAAACCGCUGGAUCGCUCGUUGGGACGAGCAACGCGAGGCUGGUAAAUUCCCAGUCUCUUUGGACCCAUGA